Ctenocephalides felis (cat flea) is the source of this 1437-nucleotide messenger RNA. RefSeq names its product zinc finger BED domain-containing protein 5-like. The transcript has 4 exons. Bases 1 to 1437 code for a protein of 478 amino acids. The record is from RefSeq and is a predicted model, not a curated record. NCBI's taxonomy places the organism in Eukaryota, Metazoa, Arthropoda, Insecta, Siphonaptera, Pulicidae.
AUGGAUAAAUACGUGACUGGGUUGAAAAGAAAAUUUAAUGAAGCAGAAGAAGAGGGUGGUGAAAAUAAUGGAAAUGUUUCUUCACAAAAUAGUAAAACUAAACAUAGAAAAUAUGAUCCAAUGUACUUAUCAUUGGGAUUUACGUAUAAGAUCAUUAAUGGUCAAGAACGACCAAUGUGUUUGCUGUGUAUGAAUACUUUGGCCUCAGAUAGCAUGAAACCAAGUAAAUUAAAACGACAUCUGGAAAAAGUGCACGCCGAUCAUGUUGGCAAAACAAAAGAAUUUUUCCAAAGAAAAUUAGAUAACUUAAAUAAACAGAAAGAAUCGUUUUCAAAAGCUUUGUCUGUAUCACAAAGAGCGUUACUUGCGUCAUACAAAGUUUCGUAUAGAAUUGCUAAAUGCAAAAAACCCCAUUCAAUAGGAGAAACUUUAGUGCUACCAGCAGCUAUUGACAUAAUAGCUACGAUGUUUGGUGAAUCAUAUGCUGAUCAAAUUAAAAGCAUUCCGCUGGCAGAUAAUACGGUGGGAAGACGGAUAUCAGAUAUAUCUGAUGAUCUUUGCGAUCAGUUGAUAGAAAAAAUUAAAUUAUCUUCUUUCGCGUUGCAAGUAGAUGAGGCUACCGAUGUUGCUAAGGAUGCACACUUAAUAACAUAUAUAAGAUAUGUUAUGGAAAAUGAUAUUAGAGAAGAGUUGUUAUUCUGUAAGACAAUUGAAGGCAAAGCUACGGCGAGUGAAAUUUUUAAUAUGAUUGAUAACUUUUUUUUUGAAAAUGGUAUUUUAUGGGAGAACUGUGUUGGACUGUGCACUGAUGGAGCUCCAUCUAUGGCAGGAAAAAAUGCUGGUCUGCAGGCCCUAGUUCGAAAAGUGGCUCCUCGUGCAGUUUGGACGCAUUGUAUGAUUCAUAGGCAAUCUCUUGUUGCAAGAAAUAUGGGUGAAGAAUUACUUGAAUCCAUUAAGAGAAAGGCUUUUUGGAAAUUGUGUGAUGACAUGGGCUCAGAAUACAAAGCACUACUUUAUUAUUGUGAAGCACGUUGGCUUUCUCGUGCUAAAGUACUUCAAAGGGUACUAAGUGAUUUAAAUAAAUCAAUGCAAGGAACUCAAAUUCAUGCUUUUGUUCAAAAGGACAAGAUUACGGCGUUUAUGAAAAAAAUAGAGCUGUGGAUAGCUAGUAUGAAAAGUAAUAACUUUGAUAUGUUUCCUUCUUUUAAAACUACAUGUGUUAAUGAUGAUGAAAUAGAAGCAAAGCAGGAAAUGAUAAUUGAUUUAUCUAGUGAUAGCACAUUGAAGCAGAUGUUUCAGGACGAAAAGAAUAUUGUUAAGUUUUGGUUACAAGUAAAGGACGAUUUUCCAACUUUGACAAAUAAAGCCUUAGAAAUUUUAUUACCAUUUGUGACAUCCUACUUAUGUGAAACUGGUUUUUCUGCAGUAGCAGUAUAA